This is a messenger RNA of Aspergillus vadensis CBS 113365, 1095 nucleotides long. RefSeq names its product fasciclin domain-containing protein. The record is from RefSeq and is a predicted model, not a curated record. NCBI's taxonomy places the organism in Eukaryota, Fungi, Ascomycota, Eurotiomycetes, Eurotiales, Aspergillaceae. The transcript is spliced from 4 exons. The coding region runs from base 1 to 1095 and encodes 364 amino acids.
AUGGCUAUUUUUUUAAACGUCGCGGCAUUAGCUGCAAUUGUUAUUCAACUGGUUACAGCCUCCCCCCUCAUGGAUACCCUCCUGCAAAUCCCCGAAUUAUCUACCUACGCCGAGGUGUACAACCUGACCGGUGGUAUUGUAGAGAUCAAUCCAUUGUUUCUCAAACGCUACAACUACGACGAAGACAAACGUAACUACACGUUCCUUGCUCCCACUAACGAUGCAUGGGCCAAGAUGCCCGACGCCAUCUUUGAUAUCCUUAUGACCCAAGAAGCCUACCCCUUAACCGAGGCCCUCCUGCGCACACACAUCAUCGAGGCUGGUCUCACAGCUUCCAAUCUUGUCAAGGUAUCUGAAAGUGAGGGUGCAGGAGGAAUCUCUACCUCACUCCAGGUGUCUAAUACUACCGAGCAAUACCACAACGGGGUUCUGACCAAAACAGUCCAGGGCUACUAUAUUGACUCCAUCACUUCCAGCAAAUGGCACUUGACGGCAAAUAUUGUUGCAGACAAUGGUCUGAUUCAUGCAAUUGACCAGGUCAUUGACCCUUUCCUGAUUUAUGGUGGUGGACCUAGCAAUCGGACAAUUGCACCGACAAGUGAGACAACAGAUCUGACCAUUGGAGAGUUACUGAAGAGUGACUCGCGCCUUGUGAACUCUUCGAAGAUUCUAUUUGAAAACUCCCCAGAUACGUUGCGUCGGUUGUCGAAACAGACCGGCAGUAUGCAGUUCUUCGUGGCCCCACAAAAUGAGGCCUACGACUUGAUGCCUACUAUCCUUCCCAUAUUUCAUACCCUUGUCGCGCCAUAUAAAAGCCCAUUUAAUACUCUGAUGUGGCAAUAUGGCUGGCUUGAUAGUGAUGGCGAUACCUUUGCGGGUCUAAAUUUCAGUAGUCCGGUCACACUAGCCAGCGACGUAACGGGGCUGAAUAUCACAGUCACCCAAGAAGAGGAUGCCGUCUUCAUCAUGAAUGCAGGUCUGGUCACUCAAGUGAAAGCAUCCAAUGGGUAUCUGUGGAUUGUGGAUCGGUGGUUGGAUCCCUUGUAUCACGCCUUUGGUCCCAUCGACCGAUUUGGCACACCAGAGUGGCCGUGA